Messenger RNA from Cuscuta epithymum, 1646 nucleotides. The record is from the annotation of a GenBank genome assembly. Lineage: Eukaryota; Viridiplantae; Streptophyta; Magnoliopsida; Solanales; Convolvulaceae.
ACAGCAAACAGAGCAUUAGCUGACUCAUAUGGUCGCGUUCUUAAAUCAUCUUUACUGUUCUGCUUUGAAAACAUGAAAAUGGAUAAGGUGCCAGCUGUUGACGAAAAAGGCGAUAACUUCCGGUCGCUGCCGGCGGUGCGCCCGAUGAGGGCGGCGGAGCUGAACAUAGCCUCGUCCCCGUCCAAGAUGAUUAACCGUAGCCCUUCCGAAUGUGCCUUCCAGCGCUUCCUCCUGGAGGCCUCCGCACCAGUUGAUCACAGUUCCGCCGCGGCUUCUUCUUCUUCUUCUACCUCUACAACUUCUCCCCGCUGGAUACAACCGCCUCAAAAGGACGGCGCUGUGAUCGUGGAUCGGAAUCUUAGAACUGAUAUGAAUAUCAAACUCGGGCACAAGAGCUCCGGGCCCGAGCUGGCUGUGGAAAAAUCUAUGACGGCGUCUCUGGAUACAGGAGCUACAGCUAAUGUUCCGGUUGAUUCCAAGGAUUAUCAGGCAUUCCUCAAAACCCGUCUCUAUCUUGCCUGUGCCGCAGUAGCUUUCUCACGUGGAAAUUCUGCUGAGCCUGAAAAGGGAUUUGAGUCUUCUAUUUCAACUCCGGAAUCGCUGGUUCAUUGUAAUGGAUCUAGGAACUAUUUGCCCAAUGGGCAAAAGAAGAAUGCCGGAUGUCAUGUUGGAACACCCUACUUACCUGUCCUACACAGGAAAUCCAGUGCUCGGGUACGGUCAACAAGUUGCUCAGAACAGUCUGAUGAUGAUGAACUUGAUGGAGAAGCAGAAACAACUCACCACAUAGAUGCAACAGAAGUGAAACGUGCAAGGAGAAUGCUAUCCAAUAGAGAAUCAGCUAGACGUUCUAGAAGAAGAAAGCAAGUCCAUCAGACAGAAUUGGAGACACAGGUUUCUCAAUUGAGAGUAGAAAACUCCUCAUUGUUGAAGCGUUUGGCUGACAUAAGCCAAAAACAUAAUGAUGCUGCAGUUGACAAUCGAAUCCUGAAAGCAGAUGUUGAGACACUAAGAGCAAAGGUGAAGAUGGCGGAGGAAACCGUUAAAAGAGUAACCGGGAUGAAUCCAUUACUCCAAGCAAUGUCUGAGAUAUCCCUUGUGAGCUUUCCAUCCUUUGCCGAUAGCCCUUCGGACGCUUCAACUGAUGCUGCUUCAGCUGUACAUAUGCAAGGUUGUGAUGAUCUUGACUACUACCAAGCCCUUUCUCAUAUUUCCUCUCCCCAUGGAUCUGGAGGCUCCAGUGGAUUGCUGAACAUCCAUCCAAAUGAUAAUGUGCAGCAGGGCUUGGAAUGCCCACACGAGUGCAUCCGCGGAGUUGUGGGAAAUUCGUUGCAGGGAAAGCAAUAAUGUGUAAAGUGAGAUUUAAAUAUUUACUUUUUCCAAUUAGAGGCAUUCACUAUCUGGAAUGAAAAAUAUCUAUUGUGCCUCGAACAUUUCAUUUUCAGCGAAUGAUUAGCUAAUUCCUUCAGAUAGUAUGUCUAGAUUCCCUCACAUAGUAUGUGUGGUUGCACUCUUUUAUUUACCUUUCAUACCAGAGUGGUGUCACAAAAAUGACAUUGGAAAGUGAUAUGCCAUGGCAUGUUUGGUACAUUAGAACUAUUUGUCCUUGCUUAUUCCAUAAUUUGAAACAUUGGAAAACUUCCCUG